CCCUCCGCUCCUAUUGUGAGCGAGCGCCAGUCUUGCCGCCCCGCGCGGCUCGAGUCUCGCGAGAGGUCAGCACAAGGCGGUUGGCCUGAGGCGCUUUCUGCUCGUGUCUCUUUCGUCAGGAGGGUCGCUUCGCCGACCUCCCUUCGCGUUCUGCCUCGCUCUCCCUUCGAGCCAGUCGCCUCCGGACGAGCCAUGUCUCGCUACCUGCGGCCUCCCAACACCUCGCUCUUCGUGCGGAACGUGGCCGAUGACACCAGGUCUGAAGAUUUACGUCGUGAAUUUGGUCGUUACGGUCCGAUAGUAGAUGUGUAUGUACCUCUGGAUUUCUACACUCGCCGUCCAAGAGGAUUCGCUUAUGUUCAAUUUGAAGAUGUCCGUGAUGCUGAAGAUGCCCUUCAUAAUUUGGACCGGAAGUGGAUUUGUGGCGCGCCAAAUAGAAAUCCAGUUUGCUCAAGGAGAUCGUUAAAAGUAUCACCAAACCAAAUGAAAGCCAAGGAAGGAAGAAAUGUAUACAGCUCUUCCCGUUACGAUGACUAUGACAGAUACAGACGUUCUAGAAGCCGCAGUUACGAAAGGAGGAGGUCAAGAAGCCGCUCUUUUGACUACAGCUAUCGCAGAUCUUAUAGUCCUAGAAACAGUAGACCUGCUGGGAAGACGUCGACCGUAGCAGAAGUCGUUCAGAAUAAUGAUAGGUUCAGGACACCGUAA
Molecule: messenger RNA, 708 nt
Organism: Podarcis muralis (Common wall lizard)
Lineage: Eukaryota; Metazoa; Chordata; Lepidosauria; Squamata; Lacertidae
Source: RefSeq, a predicted model, not a curated record